Plasmodium gaboni is the source of this 5604-nucleotide messenger RNA. RefSeq names its product sodium/hydrogen exchanger, Na+, H+ antiporter. The transcript has 2 exons. The record is from RefSeq and is a predicted model, not a curated record. Gene Ontology annotation, molecular function: sodium:proton antiporter activity. Bases 1 to 5604 code for a protein of 1867 amino acids. Gene Ontology annotation, biological process: proton transmembrane transport. Lineage: Eukaryota; Apicomplexa; Aconoidasida; Haemosporida; Plasmodiidae. Gene Ontology annotation, cellular component: membrane.
AUGACUUAUGUUGAGACGAGUAGCUUAUAUUAUGGAAAUGAAAAAAAGGAAGGUAAUAUAAAAGAGAAUAGAAGAAUAUGGCGAGUUAGUUUAAUUAAAAUAAUAUUGAUUGUAUUAUUUUUGUGUUUAUUUAAAAAGAAUGAUGUUAGUUUAUUGAAGGAAAAAUAUUUUUAUGAAUAUAAUAAUAAUGAUGAAACAAAAUGGAUAGCUGCUCUUUUUAGUAUUAAUAAUUUUGUUAAAGAAAAAUGUGGGAGUUAUAUAUAUAUGUAUAUUUUUAAUAUGAAAAAAGAUGGAAUUUUAAAUAUAGAAAAUAAUUUUUUAGAUACAUAUCAUAAUAAUAAUAAUUAUUAUAAUCAUGACACGUGUUAUAUAUGUAAUAAAAUUAAUUAUAUGAAAAUAAAUAAUUUAUAUAUCUUUGGUGCUAUGUCCUCAAAUGUUAGAAAUAUAAAAGAUGUUGAUAAUUCUUUUAGUGAAAAAAAAAGAUAUAGAAUAUUACAAGAAAUAAAAAGAAAGGAUGCGAGAGGAAAAAGAGAAGAUAAAGAGAGAAAUGAAUCAUAUAGUGACAAUUCAGAUAAUUCUGAUAAUUCUGAUAAUUCUGAUGAUUAUGAUGAUUAUGACGAAUUGGACGAAUUUGACGAUUCAGAUGAUGGUAAUAAAAACCAGAUGCCAACAGCUUCUAACGAAGUUUCUGAAGGUAUAAUAUUUUUUUGUUUUAUCUUCAUAUCAGCUACUAUGUUACAAUUUAUAUUAUCAAAAAUUCAUAAAUUUAAUAUCCCAGUAUCAGUUAUAUGGUUUUUAUAUGGAAUGAUUACUUAUGUGAUAGCUAAAAAUUUCAAUAUGUUUGAAGAGAAUACAUUACAUAAAUCUAUAAUUAAUGCUAGAAAUAUUGAUUCUUCUGUUUUAUAUUUUGUUCUUUUACCAAUAUUAUUAUAUGAAGCUACUCAAGAUAUAAAUUAUUAUGCAUUUAAAAAUUUUUUAUAUGGAGGAAUAGGUUUAGCAGUUGUUGGUGUAGGUUUACAAGUAGGUAUAUUAGGUAUAUUAUUUUAUUAUUCUUUUAUGUAUAGACAAGAACAGAGUCCUUUAUCUAGUAGUUUUUUAUUAGCAUCUAUAUUAUCUUCGACCGAUCCUGUAGCAGUGUUAUCUAUAUUAGGUGUUGUAGAUGCCCCGUCAAAAAUAAGUUCUAUGUUUCAUGUAGAAUCUUUAAUAAAUGACGGUAGUUCCGUGUUAUUAUUUCAAUUUUUUUUUUAUUUAACUAUAGGAUAUAAAGCGAAUACAUCUCAGUAUGCUGUGUUGUUUGUGAAAUUAUUAUUUUUAAGUCCUGUUUUUGGUAUUGGUAUGGCUAUGAUUACAUUUGCUUGGAUAAAUUUAUAUAGAAAACAUUAUUAUAAUCAAUGUUUGGCAACCAUAACAAUGUGUUAUUUGUGUUAUUUUGUAUCUGAAUAUUAUUUGAAUUUAUCAGGUCCAUUAUCAAUUGUAUGUUAUGGUUUAUUUAUUAAUGCAUAUGGUCAUAUAGCUUUAGAUGAGAUAGCUCAAAGAAAACAUAAAGAAAUUGUAGAAUUAUUAGCAUUAAUGGGUAAUUCUAGUAUUUUUAUUAUAUCUGGUAUUAUAUCUUUUGGAAUGAUGGAGAAUGUAUUUAAAGAUAAUUUAUAUUUUUUUUUAUAUAUUGCUUUGACAUAUGUAUAUUUAUUAAUAGCACGUACUGUUAUGAUAUUAAUAUUUACACCAUUUCUUUCAAAAAUAGGAUAUGAAGUGAAUUGUAAAGAAAUUAUGUUAUUAAUAUGGGGUGGUUUAAGAGGUGGUAUUGUGUUAGUAUUAGGAUUACGUAUAGAAGCAGAGAAUAAAAUAAAUGAAAAACUAACAAAAGAGUUAGCUUAUUAUAUAAGUGGUAGUGUAUUAUUAAUACUAACAAUUCAAGGUUUAACAUUUGAAUGGUUAUAUAGAUUUUUAAAUAUAUAUCCUCCUAAUCCUUUUCGUAUUGUAUAUUUAGAAAAGGUAUUAAAAAUGAUAGAUUAUAAUUUUUAUAUAAGAAAAAAGAAUUUAAAAAAUUAUUGGCUAUUUAAAGGAACAAAUAUUUUACAUUUCUCUAGUAAAAUAGUACCUGAGCUAUAUUGGAGGAAGAUGAAUAAAUAUGGUGAGUUUGAUUUAAGAUUACCUGAUAUAUAUACAUGUCUUCAGGAUAUACGUACAUGUGACAUAUCUUUCUGGGAGCGAGGUUAUGACUCUCAGACUGUUAUAGAGAGUUUUGAUGAUUAUUCAUCUAAUGAAAAAAAAACCAGGAAAAAUAAUAAAGCUGAAAAGAGUGCAAUAUUGAAUUGUGAUAUGAAGGGUAGGAUCAUGAAUGAAGCUAAUGAGAGCAAUGAAAAUUAUAUUGUAUGUCAAAAGGAUGGAUUCAAAAAUAAGAGAGGUAAUAGUACAAAAAAUGAAAGAAAUGAAAGAAAUGAAAAAAAUGAAAGAAAUGAAAAAAAUGAAAGAAAUGAAAGAAAUGAUGAAAAAAAUGAAAAAAAUGAAAAAAAUGAAAAAAAUGAAAAAAAUGAUGAAAAAAAUAAACAAAAUGAUGAAAAAAAUAAACAAAAUGAUGAUAAUAAUAAUAAUAUAUAUAUCCAUACACAUAACAAUACAAAUCUUAGUAAAUUACAUUAUGAUGAAUAUUAUAAGAAAGGAAAAAAUUUUGAAGAUAAUGAAAGUAUCAAUUUAAGUGCUAAAAAAAGUGUAUAUGAAAAUUUGAGAGAUAAAAGUAAUUAUCUUAAUGACUUAACAGCAAAUGAAGAUACUAGUGAUGUAUAUAGUUAUUUAAAUAAAAAUACAUAUAAUAAUAUGAGUAAUAUAUAUGGUGGUUAUAAUUAUUAUAAUAAUAUAAAUAAUAUAAAUAAUAAUAAUAAUAAUAAUAAUAGAUAUAGAAGUUUAAAUUUUAUUAGUAGAAAGCUUAGUGUUGAAAAUACCUAUAAAGGAGAAAUGAGAAUUAAUGUAAUAAGAAAUAAUGAUAAUUAUUAUAGUAGUUAUGAUGAUGAAGAUCAUAAUUAUAAUAAUCUCAAUAGAUCUUUAUCAUCUAAAAAUUUCGAUCAUUUCAGCAAUAAUCUAAAUGAAUUUACAGAUAAUGGAUCAUCAUGCUCUGAUAAAGCAUUAGAUCAUAUAAAAAUAAAAAACUUGAAUGCAUUUAAUUUUGAUAAAAUAGCUGUAAAGGACUAUGACAAAUUAAUUAAAAAAAUGAAUUAUAGAGAAUUUAAAAGAGCAAGAACAGAGAAAGAAGAAAAUUUUAAUGUUAUAGAUAAUAUUGUUAAUAGUAAUAAAGAAACAUUUAAUCCGAAAUAUAAUCUUAGAUUAAUUGAACAUGCAACACAUUUGCCAAAGACCUUAAGUGAUAAUUUAUUAAUUAAAAGUAGUAUGGAACAGGAAGAUCCAUAUAGUAAAGAUCAAAAAAAAAAAAAAAAAAAAAAAAUAAUAAAUAAAAAUUAUGAUCCAGAUGAUAGAGAUAAAAAGAAAAAUUUCUUAUCAUUUAGAGUAGAUGAUAGUGAAGACGAUGAACAUAUUGAUAAUAAUAAUCCUGAUAGUAGCGAAGAAGAAGAUUUUAAAAAAAAUAAAGAAAAAAGUAUAAAAAAAAAAAAUAAUAAUAAUAACAAAAUACAUAACAAUGAUUGUAGUGAUAAUGAUGCAGAUGUAGAAGAAGUCGAAGUAGAAUCAGAUGAUAUAAGUAAUAUAAAUUAUGGUAAUAAAACUAAAGAAGAUGUAAACUUAUUAAAUGAAUAUAAAGAUAUAAAGAAAAAAAUUGAUGAUAAAAGUGAUUAUUAUGAUUCAAAAGAAAUUUUAAAUUUAGAUGAAACAAAUAAAGAGUUAAUUAUGAGCGAUAAUUUUAUAGUUAAAAUUCCUAUUGAUAUAUCUAAUGAUGAUAGAGAUAUGAUAAAAAAAAAAAUCAAUACAAAUGAAAAUACAAACACAAUCUCGGUUGAUGUUCUUUAUAAUGAUGACAAUAAAAAUAUAAGUAAUGACAAUAAAAAUAUAAGUAAUGACAAUUGUGAUAAAUGUGAUGAUAUUAAUAAUAAUAGUAGUCAUUAUAAUAAAGAAAAGGAAGCUAAUUUCAAUGAAUAUUUAACAUAUCAAAAUUUAUUUGCUCUACAGAAUGAAGAUAAUAAUAUUAUAAAUUUUUUUAAUAAUGAUAAAAAAUAUAAUUCAAAAAAAAGUUCAAAAAAACAUUCUUCAUAUUGGAAUAUUUCAACUAAGGCAACAAAUGGAAAGAGUCCUGUUUUAUUAAAUAAUGAAAUGGAUAAAAAGAAAAAGAGAAGUUUAAAAUUAUUUAAUAGAAUUAAUAAUAAAUCUUCUUGUAGUGCAUGUUCAGGGGGUUUCAAUUUUGGUCAGUGCACUUCAAAACCAAAAAAAUGUGAGCAUUAUCAUGAGCAUGUUCAUAAAUAUCAUACUGAUAAUAAAAAAAAAAAAAAAAAAAAAAAUAUAUAUGAUAAAAAAAAUAUGAAAAAACAAGCAUAUAAUGAAAACUCCUAUUCUAGUAGUAAUAACAUAAGAAAGGAUGAAAAUGAAAAUGAAAAUGAAAAUGAAAAUAGAAAAGACAAUUUUGAAUUUGAAAAUGAAAAUUGUAGUUUACCACGAAAUAAUACAGCUGAUUUUACUGCACAUAGAUAUGAUACUGAUCAAACUAUAAAUUUUGAAUGUAUUGAAGAAAUGUGUCAAAAAAAACAUGGAGGUAUACCUUUUUAUAGUUUUUUGAAGAAACCGAAAAUAAGAAUAAAAAAUAAAUUAUUUAAUGAAUUGAGAAGAGCUAGAAGUCAUGAGAGUUAUGUUAAUAAAGAAAAAGCUAAUAAGAAACGAGAUUAUAUUAAUUAUAAUACAAUGAAAAAAAGAAUGAUAAGAAAAGAAAGAGAAGGAGAAUUAUAUAUUAUGAUAUUUAAUACAUGUAGAGAAUUAUAUAAAAAAUUAUAUGUAAAUGGUUUUAUAUCUGGUGAAUGUUUAUUAACACUUACAUCUAUUCUAGAUUUAUCAGCUGAUUUUGCUAUUAAAAAAGUUAGAAUGAAUCCUAUAAAAGCAUGGGCAGAUGCAUUUGAUAAAGGAAGAAAACAUAAAAGAAGAAGUACAAGAAGAAAUAGUAUAGAUCAUAGAAAUGGAUUUGAAUAUGAAUUCCAUAUAUUAUUAUCAAAAUUAAAAAUUAACAAAAAAAAUUUCUUUUUCUUUUCUCCUAAGGUUAUUAAUAUUUUCCUUGUAUAUGAACACUGUAUGAAAGAUUUACAAAUUAUUUUGUCAUAUGUUGAUGUUCAUCAGUGCACAUUAGAUAAGGGCGGUAUCACAAUGAAACUAUUACUAGGAAAGAAUUUACUUAGAAGUUAUUAUAGAAAUAUAGAGCUAGCCAAAAAUCUAAUUCCUCAUCUUGUUAGGAAAUAUAAAGACGUUGUAAAAUAUUGCCUUAUCAAAAUAGGAACAGAUAUGUUAUUACACUUGAAAAAAACAAUUGUAAAUGAACAGGCAGCCAACGGACUACUCUUAUCACAAGAUAAUGAAAAACUCAAUGGAAUUUUUGAUGAGCAACAAGUCAAGAUUAAUAGAUAUAGACCUUACUUGCAUUAUUUUUUAAAAAAAAAUAUUCUGAAAAGGUUUAUAAAAUGA